AUGGAAGAGGAGAAAAGGCUGGUUAAGGGGCGAACAAAUUUGGAGGGGAGUGAGGCCAAACUUGAGCUCACUGUGGAUGAGGUGGUGGAGGAGUAUGUGGGGUCCUUGGGGUUCUCUCAGCUGGUGCAUGUGCUCUUGGUGUCAUUGGCAUGGAUAUUUGAUGCUCAUAGUACUUUGGUGACAAUCUUCACUGAUGCUCAACCACCUGCUUGGAGGUGCAAAAAUGGAUUGUGUCAAGGUAACAGCAACAGCAGCAGCAGCACUGGUUCUGUGUGUGGGUUGGUGCCUGGGACUUGGGAAUGGAUUGGUGGCCAUACAAGUUCCAUCAUAGCAGAGUGGAAUCUUGUAUGUGAUAGAAGGUUUCUGGCUGCUGUGCCUGCUUCUGUCUACUUCCUUGGCUCUCUCAUAGGGUCUGGUAUCUAUGGCCACCUAUCUGAUACAUGGUUAGGAAGAAAAAGAACAGUGCAAGUUUCCUGCAUCUUAACCUCCAUCACAGCUUUUGCCACCUCUCUCUCUCCAAACAUUUGGACAUAUGCCUUCUUCCGUUUUACCAAUGGCUUUGCAAGGUCAGGAAUUGGCAUAUGCUGUCUUGUGCUCACCACAGAAUCAGUAGGCAGCAAGUGGCGUGGCCAAGUGGGCCAAUACGGUUUCUUUUUCUUCACAGUAGGCUUCCUCACACUCCCCCUUGUGGCAUAUCCAACCAGAACAUGUUGGAGGAGCUUGUACAAAGUCUUGUCUUUUCUUCCACUAGCAUAUUCUGUCCUACUCCUCCCUUUGGUCUCAGAAUCCCCACGUUGGCUCCUUAUAAGAGGGAGAAGCAAAGAGGCCCUUCAGGUUUUGGACAGGUUUGCUAGACUCAAUGGGAAGCAAAAACUCCCCAGCAACCUCUCCUUAACCAACCCUAGUGGAUCAUCAAAUGUUACACCAUGCAGUACUAGUGAAGGUGGUGAAACAAGUCCAAACAAUAGAGAGAACCUUUGGACCACAAAAUGGGCAGCCAUAAGAAUGGUCACUGUUAUGUUAGCUGGCUUUGGAGUUGGCUUUGUUUACUAUGGAGUUCAACUCAACGUAGAAAACUUGAACUUCAACCUUUAUGUCUCAGUAGCACUCAAUGCACUGAUGGAGAUUCCUGCCGUGGUGAUUGGUACAUUUCUCUUGGGGUUUACCAACAGACGUUUGUUGUUAUCUGUGUCCUCUUACAUAGCUGCAGUGUCCUCUAUCCUAUGCACAUUUUUUUCCCACAAAGGUGGUACAUCAAAAGUGCAGAACAAUCAUGGAGGUAGUUGGGGCCAGUUGAUUAUUGAAGCAAUUGGAUUCAUGGGGGCUUCCACAACAUUUGAUAUUUUGUACAUAUAUUGUGUGGAGCUUUUUCCUACCAAUGUUAGGAACUUUGCUGUGUCAAUGUUGCGCCAGGCCAUAAUGUUGGGGGCUUCUGUGGCACCUUUGCUGGUUGUCUUGGGCCGUUUGAGCCCUUCUCUUUCUUUCCUUGUGUUUGGAGGCUUUGCCAUUUCUAGCGGAGUUUUGAGCAUUUGGCUACCUGAGACAAGAAAUGCUCCUCUCUAUGAGACUUUGAAACAGCAAGAGGAGGAAGAGAAACACAAUUGGGUGUCUCAUAAUGAUUGUGCCCUUGAGCUAGGAAAAUAA
Messenger RNA from Sphenostylis stenocarpa, 1644 nucleotides. NCBI's taxonomy places the organism in Eukaryota, Viridiplantae, Streptophyta, Magnoliopsida, Fabales, Fabaceae. The record is from the annotation of a GenBank genome assembly.